CAAAAACUUCCAGGGAACGUAGAGAAUGGCGUCUUCGAUCACCGGGCCUGUCCCAUUACCAAAUUCUAGAUAUGACUUGUCUACUUACUGGGGAAGAGUCAAGCAUUGUGCUGAGAUUUCUGACCCCACCAUGUUAUUAAACACUUCUACUGAUGUUGAAAAUGCUAAAAGAACAAUUUGGGAUUAUCGUAAUGGUGUUACUAAUGAGUUAUCGCCAUUCUUUUGGAGAGCUAAAAAAAUUUUGGACUCAACUUUACAUCCAGAUACCGGUGAAACUGUUCUUUUGCCAUUUAGAAUGAGUUCUUGUGUAUUAUCUAAUUUGGUUGUUACUGCUGGUAUGUUAACUCCAAACUUAGGUACUGCCGGUACUUUAUUUUGGCAAGUUGCUAACCAAUCUUUAAAUGUGGCUAUCAAUAUUUCUAAUGCUAAUAAAUCCCAUCCUUUAACUACUACACAGAUAGCUACUAACUAUACCAUGGCAGUUACUGCCUCUUGUUCUGUUGCAUUAGGUUUAAAUUCCAUUGUUCCAAGAUUGAAGUCCCUAACACCUAACACCAAAAUGAUCUUGGGUCGUUUGGUUCCAUUCGCAGCCGUUGUUUCAGCUGGUAUUGCCAACGUUUUUUUGAUGAGAAGCGAAGAAUUAAAGAAAGGUAUCACUGUUUUUGAUGAAGAUGGUGAAGAUAAAGGUACCUCUAAGACCGCUGCCUUAUAUGCUGUUGGUGAAACCGCUGCUAGCCGUGUCAUCAAUGCUACUCCAAUUAUGGUUGUUCCUCCUUUGCUUUUGGUUAAGUUGCAAAAAACUAGACUUUUGAAAGGUAAGCCAAGAUCAAUUGAAACUUUAGCUAAUAUUGGGUUAAUCUUCGCUACCUCUUUGGUUGCAUUACCGUUUGCAUUAGCUGUCUUCCCACAACGUCAACAAAUUGGUGUUACCAGUUUGGAAGAAAAAUUCCAUAACUUGAAGGACAAGGAUGGUAAAAAAAUUGAAUACUUGGAAUUUAACAGAGGUAUUUAAGUUUAAGUUUGUAAAUAGUUAUAUAUAGAAUACAAUUUCGC
Messenger RNA from Hyphopichia burtonii NRRL Y-1933, 1053 nucleotides. RefSeq lists its product as uncharacterized. Lineage: Eukaryota; Fungi; Ascomycota; Pichiomycetes; Serinales; Debaryomycetaceae. The record is from RefSeq and is a predicted model, not a curated record. Gene Ontology annotation, molecular function: monoatomic ion transmembrane transporter activity. Gene Ontology annotation, biological process: mitochondrial transmembrane transport; monoatomic ion transport. Bases 26 to 1012 code for a protein of 328 amino acids. Gene Ontology annotation, cellular component: mitochondrial inner membrane. The transcript has a single exon.